Messenger RNA from Aspergillus calidoustus, 1782 nucleotides. The record is from the annotation of a GenBank genome assembly. Lineage: Eukaryota; Fungi; Ascomycota; Eurotiomycetes; Eurotiales; Aspergillaceae.
AUGCGUCCGGCUUCCCCGCCAACUUUUUUCUCCUCCAAUCCCUCAGCCAGCCAGCCUGCCCCCUCCCCUCCCCCUCUUUUAUUCCUUUGGUGUGCGCAGACAACUCCCUCCAUGCUUUCUCGUUCCUACCUUCGGCCACUUACUGCGCAAGCGUCAAAGAUUCGGCUUCUCCCUUCGUCUUUUGUCCGCACUCAAUCUUCCCAAGCUUUUGGCGGAUACGGCAUUGCCACAGGUGUCAAUCGAAGCAUCAUCUGCCCUACCCCAAAAGGAGGCGCGCUGGCUUCUACUUCUUCAAUUGCCUCGAUUCCCACCGGGUCGCGUCUCGCCUCGAUUUCACGACACUUUUCGACUACUUCACCCGCUGCGGACUCGAACAACAUGGCUCCCGUAGAGACCCGGCAGUAUGACUACAUCGUUCUAGGUGGUGGAAGUGGUGGUAGUGGUAGCGGACGGAGGGCCGCUGGCUGGUACGGCGCAAAGACAUUGAUUGUGGAAAGUGGACGCUCUGGCGGUACUUGCGUAAAUGUUGGUUGUGUUCCCAAGAAGAUGACCUGGAACUUUGCCUCCAUUACCGAAGCCAUCGAGGCCGGUCGUCACUAUGGCUAUGAUCUUCCGCACAAUGUCAGUGUCAACUACAACCACUUUAAAAAACUCCGUGACGCUACGGUGGAGCGUCUAAAUGGAAUCUAUGAGCGCAACUGGGGCAAGGAAGGUAUCGAUCUUGUGCACGGCCGGGCCAAGUUCGUGGAACCCAAGACCAUCGAGGUCGCUCUCAACGACGGCACAACCGCCCGCUACACUGCUCCCCACAUUCUGAUUGCGACCGGUGGCCGACCCAGCAUCCCAGAUGUCAAGGGCGCUGAGCACGGUAUCACAAGCGACGGGUUCUUUGAGAUGGAGGACCUCCCGCCCAAGGUGGCCGUUGUCGGUGCUGGAUACAUUGCCGUUGAGCUGGCUGGUGUUAUGGGCACUGUCGGUGUCGAGACACACAUGCUCAUCCGCGGCGAGACCUUUCUGCGCAAAUUCGACCCCAUGGUUCAAAAGACCAUGACUGAGCGGUACGAGGCUGUUGGUAUCCACGUCCACAAGAAGCACCCCGGUAUCAAGGAGGUCCAGCUCAUUCGUGACGGCAAGGGCAAGGACAAGCUCCUCAAGCUCAUCAACAACGACGGAUCCGAGUUGGAGGUCAACGAGCUCCUUUGGGCCAUUGGCCGUGUCCCCGAAGUCGAGGAUCUCAAUCUCGACGUGCCCGGUGUGAAGCUCGAUGAAAAGGGCCAUGUCGUCGUUGAUGAGUACCAGAACUCUAGCGUCGACGGCAUUUAUGCUAUUGGCGACCUAACCGCAACAGUCGCCAUCGCCGCCGGCCGCCAGCUAAGCAACCGCCUCUUCGGCGGCGAGCAGUUUAAAACCGCCAAGCUCUCCUACGACAACAUCCCCACAGUCGUCUUCUCCCACCCCGAAGUCGGUACCAUCGGUCUCACAGAGCCCGAGGCCCGCGAGCGCUUCGGCGACGACAACGUCAAGGUCUACCACACCCGCUUUGGAGCCAUGUUCUACGACGUCUUCCCCGCCGAGGAGAAGAAGAAGAACCCCACCGAGUUCAAGCUUAUAGUUGCUGGCCCCGAGGAAAAGGUUGUUGGGUUGCACAUCCUUGGUCUUGGGGUUGGAGAGAUGCUGCAGGGCUUUGGUGUUGCGGUGAAGAUGGGUGCGACCAAGAAGGACUUUGAUAGCUGUGUUGCUAUUCACCCGACCAGUGCGGAGGAGCUGGUUACUUUGCGGUAG